GCGACUAUUAGUAGAUUUUUCAUUUCCCAUUCUUUUUGUGGAAAUUGGUGUAUUUAGUAGGCUCAUAUUUUUUAAAGCUACAAAUAUCCCGUUCUAGUGAAGUAAUUUUAUUGCAAUAUGUGAAGUGGAAGUAAAAAUUUGAUUCACUAGCGCCAGAAUAAAGGGGCGGAGACGUAAUAGCAUGAGGGCUGAAUAGUUUGUGCAACUAUAAGUUACGAGAACUCUACCUCAGUAAUAAAUUUUCUAUGGUAAUGGCAUUUGUGAAAACAAUAAUACGAAGUAACUAUGGAAGCAUAAUAACUAUGGAAUCAUAAAAAAGAAACUUCUUAGUGCUUUCUGGUGGUGAAGAUACUUGUUCAUAUAUAGCUCUCUUUUAAUAUGAACUGUGAUCACUAUGUAUUAGUUGUUUGCUGUUGUUUCUUUUCUUACACAUAUUCCCCUUUGAGGUAUCAUCGUCGCCGCAGUCAUAUUGAAAUGUGCAAAAAAGGAAAAGUGCGUUGCGCAAAUACCAAAUUAUUCACUUCUUUCAUUUGCUGCCACCGCUGUAGUCGCUUACGUCGAUUUCAACGUCGUGAUCGUCCAUCCAAACAUUAGUGGCUCUGCUUUGUGAUGAUAAGAGGGCGAGGCAGAUGAUGAUGAUGGCAACCGGCCAGAGAAGAGCGAAUGUUUUUUUGCAGGAAAAGCCACUGCAAUGGGUCUUACCUUCAAGGAUAUUCCAGCUAAAACCAGCGAACGUCGGCCCAGUACAGAUUCGGCAAAAUCAACGAAUAGCACACAAAGUAAUAAUUCUGAUAUACAGCAACAUUUACAAUCAAUGAUUGAUCUACUUUAUCCUGAGGAAACCUUGAAGAUGGCAGUUAAAUUGGAGUCCCAACGACCGAAUCGCACAAGGUAUCUAGUGAUUGUAUCACGUUGUUGUUACCGCCCCACAACCACCGAUCGAAAGAAUAAAAUAAUGCGGCAUAAUUCGACUAAAGCAAGCAAUGUAAUAACAUCAGCAACCACUGUUACAAUGCGUCAAUCAUCAACAGAUAGCAUACAGCGAACGACACCACAACAACAGUCACAAACUGAAUCAAGUAGCGGUGGUGAGGAAUCAACAGAUGCACAUGAGAAGCGCCUGUCGAGCGUAUCUUUGCCGGCGAAAGCAUCUCAACACCAAAGCAUCAAAAGCGACUCUGAUAAAAUGAACGCAUCGGGCGAUAGCAAGGCAUGUGAGGAUGGUGUCGAAGAAUCCUGUCUUUUGGGUAUCGAUUGCAAUGAACGCACCACAAUUGGCCUGGUUUUGCCAAUACUUGCCGAUACGACAAUACAUCUUGAUGGCGAUGGUGGCUUUAGCGUUUCAGUAUACGGUAAAACACACAUUUUUAAACCCGUUUCCGUGCAAGCCAUGUGGUCUGCAUUACAAACUUUACAUAAAGUAUCGCAAAAGGCUCGUGAGAAUAAUUUUUAUCCACGUGGUCCAUCGCACGAUUGGACUUCUUACUAUGAUAGUCACAUUGAGUCAGAACAAUCUUGCCUAAAUGAAUGGAAUGCAAUGGAUUCACUAGAAAGCCGACGCCCUCCAUCGCCAGAUGCCAUAAGAAACAAACCAACUGCGAAGGAGGAAACGGAAAGCACAAUCAAAAUGAAGCUAAAGGAAAUAAUGAUGUCGGUAGAUUUAGAUGAAGUGACUUCCAAAUACAUACGUGGUCGACUUGAAGAACUUCUGGAUAUGGAUUUAGGCGAGUUUAAAUCGUUUAUCGAUGAGGAAAUGUUAACAAUACUAGGUCAAAUGGAUGCCCCAACAGAGAUAUUCGAUCACGUUUAUCUUGGUUCGGAAUGGAAUGCCAGUAAUUUGGAAGAGCUGCAAAAGAAUGGAAUACGCCAUAUUCUUAAUGUAACACGAGAGAUCGAUAAUUUUUUUCCUGGCGUCUUUGAUUAUUUCAAUGUGCGAGUUUAUGAUGAUGAAAAGACGAAUCUGUUAAAGCACUGGGACAACACAUUUCGUUACAUAACACGUGCCAAAUCGGAGGGCUCCAAAGUACUCGUUCACUGUAAAAUGGGUGUCAGCCGAUCAGCGUCGGUUGUAAUCGCCUAUGCUAUGAAGGCAUACAAUUGGGAAUUCAAACAUGCACUUCAACACGUUAAGGAACGCCGAAACUGCAUAAAGCCUAAUAAGAAUUUCCUUAAUCAGCUGGAGACUUACCGUGGCAUGUUGGAUGCAAUGAAGAAUAAGGAGAAACUGCAGCGCAGUAAAAGCGAAACGAAUUUGAAGAGCACAAAGGACGCGCGCCUGCUGCCAGGCAGUGAGCCUACGCCACUCAUACAGGCGCUCAACCAGUCCAAAUCAAAAUCAACCGGAGGACAGGAAGAUGUGAGCUGUGGGGAUAGCGCAGUGGAAAGUGCCGACAGAAGCAUUAUAAGUACUAAAGGCGUCGGACGGUCUAAAACCCCAAUUGGCAAUGACGGUGGCGGCACGAAUGAAGCCAAGCAACGUCGCUUGGUGCGUCGGUCCAGUAGCACAUCACCGCAGGCGGUGCCCCACGUGCCACAUAUGACAGUCGUAAUAAAACAGCAAAGCCAAUCGCUGGAAAACCUAACUCCUGAAAAGAGUGUUGCAGAGGAGCCCAAGAAUAUGCGAUUUCCCGGAAGCAAUGGUGAGAACUACAGUGUCACUCAAAACCAAGUGCGACACAUACAGAAAAACGUACAGCCGCCACCACCCCCACCGCCGCCUCCACCAUCUUCUACUGCACAACAAAAGCUACAGCAAAGAAAGCAAAAACAGCAGAUAGCAUCCGUGCGAACACGUGUGCAGAAUCUGGAAACACACAGCACACGCAAGACGGCUGAUGAUCGCCGGUCGCUUAACUUGCAGUUUGGUCGCUCGGUAUCGCACGAUACUGGCUCAAUGGCUACGCGUGUGGAUACGUUGCCUUGUUAUGCCGGCGAUGGCACAUUACAGAGUGAACAUAGUCCAGUAUGGACAUCAUCCGCAAAACUAAUCACUCAGACUUCUAAUUUGAAAAAUUUAAUGACAGUCGACGGUGGUGGCGGUGAAGGGGUUUCCAACGAAAGUUUCGCCAGCGAUACUAGCAUCGGACAAAUGGAGACAUCGGCUGAGCUUAAGGAAGAGCAUCAAUGCGCUAACUCAAGACGUCACAGUCGCAAAACUCAUUCAUGGACUGCCGCUAGCGGCACAAGCGACUUGAGUGGUACCAGCAGGAGUGGUGGUAUAGUUUUAGAUCGUCUCAAUGUGCUGGGCGUGGGUACAAGUGCCAGCAGUAGCGGUACCAGCAAAUUGAGCUCAAAUAGCAGUAUUGAUUCGAUCUCAUCGAGUGCGGGAUGUCCGACGACAACCGCAUUUGAGGAGCGUGUGGUCACACGAACACACCGGCACCGGGAUUUGCCCUCACGACAUGCUUCAUGGGGUUCGGGAGACACGCGCUGUGCUGCCCCAGUACGAAAUAGUUCCUGGGCUGCGUACGACUCCAACCGCAAUUCGUGCCAGUACGGCGGCGGAGCCAUACUCGAAGGUCAAAUACACGAACUCAACAUCAAUAAGAGCAACAAGACUGUCACACCAAUCUGUCAGGGCCUUUCUGGGUCGCCACAUUACCAGCAGCACCAGCAUGUGGGCACGGUAAAGCGCACUAAACAGAAGUUGGAGCAGGUCGGUAGCGUUAAUAGCUGCAAUACAUUGAAGAAACCGUGCCCGGAAAAUAGCGACCGUGUGGCCGACGAAGUGCCAGUCACUGGCAACGCAAAGCGCAGCGUCAAAGGUGCAACGAAUCUCUUUCGAAGUGCUUCAGCUGCUGGCUCAACGCGCAUCCGCUGUUCUCCUUACCGCUGCAAUAGUGUGGAAAUUGUUCCCGGUGCAACCGCCACUACAGUAGACGGCAACUACGCCGACCACGACAUAUUGACGUGUCAUAUGGUUAUGCGCCGUAGCGAUGGCAGUCGUCCAUUGCAAAAUGAAUUUUUUUCCGCUUCCUCAGCUCCAGAAUCAUAUACAGUUUCAGACAUUGAGAACAAGAAUAUGGUACCUUCAGAACCAGAGACAUCCGAAAAUAUAGUUGGUGGCUGCGUUAUAGAAGAGGAUGGUUCAGUGCUGUUGCGUGGUAGCGUCGGCGGCGCUACUACCAUCACGGAUCAACGGAUCUCCGGCACUGUGCAAAUACUCAAAAAGAAUUUUGAGGCCAAAGCAGGCAGUAGCGCAAAUGCAGCAACAGGCAGUAGUGGAAAUGUUUUGCAAAUUCAAACUGCCGCCACGCCUGCGAAGAAAGGUCAUCAUUCACUGCCUUCUUCCCCAGUUGCGCAACAUAUAGAUCCACAUCAUCACCACCAACACAAUCUGCAAAGCGCUUCUUUGGCGUCACCUAUUUCAGACACAACCUCUACAACACAAAGUUUAGCAGCAUCCUCUGGUUGCCACGAUGAGAUCCCUGCUGAAAUAAUUGACACAAUUGCACAUGCAGCCACUACUACUACAACUACGACCCAUACAAUGCAGACUAUAUCUACUACCGCCUCUGUUUCAUCGACAACGGCUUCAUCUGCAUCAUCGUCUUCGUCGUCAUCCACUUCGUCUUCAUCGAGUAUGUGCGAGCCAUAUGUUGACCGUAACGUGAAGGUUCUGGUGUAUAAAUAUCAAACGCCAAUAUCGGUAUCGUCUGUAACCAAAAAUGACAGUGUCGUUGGCGCCAUACCCAUAUCUUCAUCAUAUACCACGGCGCCAUCCGCUUCGGCAUCUUCUUCAUCUUCAGUACCAACAACAGUUGCAACGGUUGCUCUAGCUACAAGCCACUGUAAACCCAGGCGACAUUCGUACUAUGAAAGUGGUGGUCGUGCGUUGCACAAAAGCACGCUGAUAGGUGGUGGCAGAAGCUCUGCCACUAGUGUUCGGUUAUCUCACGAAUAUAGUGAUAGUAGGCCGCCCCCUGCUCCAGCUAAAUCCACAAUGAUAUCGCAUGGCAGCGCAGCCCAAACGUCAAUGGCAGACAAUGCGCAAAACCAACAACAGCAGCAUCAACAGCGUCGUUUGCAACAACACGGUCGCACGCAUCCACUCAGUAGGCUAACGUUACCAAAACAGAGCUUCAAUGCAGCCGCUUACAAUACUAUGUAGAUUAUAUCAGCGGCAACGCACCGUCCCUUUACCCCAUUCUGUGUUAGGUGUAUAGUAUUCAUACACUUGUAUAAUGUUCUAAACCCGCUUUGCACCCUUACAGCCCGAACAGCGAACAACUCAUACACACGCACAAGCGUUCUUAACACAUUCAAAAUAUGGUUGGAAAUAGAAAUGAGAAAUUCAUGCAUGAAAUCUUAACACAGCUUAUUUGCCUCGAAAAAAACUCAUAGGUACUUAUUUCGGUAUUAGUCUAGAAUAAAAGCUAUUUAGCUGCUAAAGAAAACUAAAGUAAAAGGCCCUAUCGAGCCUUUUUUAGUUUUUUUUUCAUAACUAAACUGUUGGUGUUCUAGACUUGGUCUCAUUUUUCUAUGACC
Messenger RNA from Rhagoletis zephyria (snowberry fruit fly), 5487 nucleotides. It is a transcript of the gene ssh, whose product is annotated as Protein phosphatase Slingshot. NCBI's taxonomy places the organism in Eukaryota, Metazoa, Arthropoda, Insecta, Diptera, Tephritidae. Gene Ontology annotation, biological process: negative regulation of actin filament polymerization; protein dephosphorylation. Gene Ontology annotation, molecular function: actin binding; phosphatase activity. The record is from RefSeq and is a predicted model, not a curated record.